Messenger RNA from Syzygium oleosum, 1535 nucleotides. Its product is annotated as F-box protein At3g07870-like. Gene Ontology annotation, molecular function: protein binding. The transcript has a single exon. Bases 69 to 1190 code for a protein of 373 amino acids. Lineage: Eukaryota; Viridiplantae; Streptophyta; Magnoliopsida; Myrtales; Myrtaceae. The record is from RefSeq and is a predicted model, not a curated record.
ACAGAUAAAGCUUUCCAUGAUCCGGUUCAUUUCCGGUUCGUGUUCGCUCUUCUUCUCCACCCCUACCCAUGAUGAGUUCCUCCUCCGACAACGACGACGACCCGAAGCUCCCUCACGACGUCGCCAUCGAGGUCCUGAAGCGGUUGCCGGUGAAAUCUCUCCUCCGUUGCAAGUGCGUCUGCCGGUCAUGGCGCUCCGCCAUCGAUGACCCUCGUUUCGUGGCCCUCCACUUGAGCCACUCCGCUCUCGACGCCUCCCGUUGGCAUCUCGUGUGCCUGGAUUGGUGCGGUCCUGUCCAGAACCGGUGCUCUCUGCUGUCCCAUCAGUCUCUUGCUCUGCCUUCCCGAUCGCAAACCGAAAUUCCGUUUGUUACUACCCCUCCCGGCAGCUACCUUAUCGUUGGUUCGUGUAAUGGUUUGAUCUGCGUCACCGAAUGUUCCAGAGACGGCUAUGGUCGGGCUAUGUAUCUGUGGAAUCCGUUCACCAGAAAGCACAAGGCGGUUCGACGACCCGGUCCGGAUAUGGAGACUGGUCGUAUGGUUCUGGGGUUCGGCUUCGACGCUAGGUCGAUCGACUAUAAGAUUGUGAGGAUUCUCUAUUUUCCAGAUGAUUAUCGCCGUCGCUCUGGUCGAGUCAAGAUUUAUUCGCUCCUUACAGAUUCCUGGAGAAGUCUGGAGGGUGAGGCUCCUGCUUUUCGCCUGGACAACAGAGCGGUCUUCUUGAAUGGGAAUCUGCACUGGUUUGCUUCCUAUCGAAACGAGGGUCGAUACAGGUCAAUAGUCUCGUUCGAUGUCGCAGGUGAGGUGUUUGACGAAAUGGCUCUGUUGGAAGAGAUUUUUCCCGUGGACAGUGUCUAUUUACUGUCAUAUAUGUAUAUGGCAGUAUUGAAUGACUCGCUGGCUGUGUUCAUUAAUGGUGGGGAGGCAGUUGAUCAUCCUGAAUUGGAUUCCGUUUGUUCUGUCUGGGUUAUGAGAGAUUACGGCGUGCCGGAGUCUUGGACUAAGCUGUAUAAUUUUAAGGCUAGUGGACCGGUAGGAUUUGAUGGCUUCACAUGGAAUGGUGAGCUUCUUAUUAAAAUAUCUGGUGGAGAACAAGUUUCUUGGAAUCCGAUCACGGGACAAUUCGCUAAUCUUCCAUUAUCGACGACAUGCAAUUUGGUCACCGUCGUAGAAAGUCUCGUUUCACUUUAGAUAUGACUCGAUUGACACUAUAUUUAUCGGUAUGAAGGAUUGAUUUUGCUUGCAGAAAAGUUGAAAGUUACAUCUGAAUUGAGAAGAAAUGGUUUUAUUCAUAUAUGCUCCGGCCACAAAAUGACGAGGAUAAGUAGUGAAGUGGCUCAUAUUUACUUUUGGUACUUCUUGCAAGCUUUAGAAUGAAUAUGCUUUUUCACUUUUAAGUUUUUCUUUAGACUAGGCGAAGUGUGUUCUUUGUAUGAGUGAAAGUAUGCUAAUCAAGACUGCAUCUACAACUUUAGCAUUGCCGGUACUAGCAGAUUUUAGAUGAUGUGAAAAAGAAUGACGAAGCGUUUUGAAUGC